CCGACCACUUGGGUGAACAAUCGCUCACUCUCUCUCUCUCUAUUUCUCGCUGAGUUUUUUCAUUUCAUUAGUUUGUGAUCUGGGGUGCUAGUAGUGUGAACAAUUAACUAUGGAUGUGAGUAGUCGUGAGGCCCGGGUUUACAGCAAAGUACUCAAUAAAUCAAGAUGUGAUUCGUCGGUCAAGGGGUUGACCCUUGGGGAACUCAUUCAAGAACUCCACAAUGCAUUCAACAGCGAUAUCGUUGAUAUCGAUAAUGUUCAGAAAUUAAUCUCGUCGUACAGGAGCAAUCCCCAUGAUUGGAAGAAAUACGCUAAGUUCGAUCGUUACAGGUAUACGAGGAAUUUAGUGGACGAGGGCAAUGGGAGAUUUAACCUGAUGGUGUUGUGUUGGGGAGAGGGUCAUGGAUCAGCUAUUCACGAUCAUGCUGAUGCUCAUUGUGUUAUGAAAAUACUGCAGGGAGAGUUACGUGAGACGCGAUACGCAUGGCCAUCGACCGAAUUCACCGACUGUCCAGAGGGCCAAGAACUCCAGGAGAUCGAGAAAAACGUUCUCCAUCUCAACGACGUAUGCUACAUAAACGACUCAAUGGGUCUUCACCGAGUGGAAAAUCCUAGUGCAAUUAACCCCGCAGUCUCCCUCCACCUCUACUCACCGCCGUUCACCACGUGUUCGAUAUUCAACCAGAAGACUGGCCAGAGAAUGCCCAGCAAAGUGACCUUCUGGUCCAAGUAUGGAGAGCGUCGUAAUCGGGAGAUACAGGAAAACAGGUGUCCAGAGGACAAUUGAUGCAGUUAUCCCACGAGGACAAGAGACAAAUGGGUUUAUGCAUGAUUUUUUUUCGAAUAAAAUGAUGAAAUGCGAAAUUCUCUAUCUCUUUAUUUUGAAUUUGAAAAAUUAUGAAAAAACUGAGAAGCUACAGACAAUCAGAGAAACUUUGUAUUAUGUCGGAAUUGUUCAGUGGCUUUUCAAUUUUUUAUUAAUUAUCGGAAUAAAAAAUAUGUAUUUGAUAUUUUUCACCCUAUUUUUUAUUGCCAGCACUAAAAAACGUCUAGAAUAUGACGUAAUGAUGCACAAUUUUUUCCUUAUUUAUAAAAAAAAUCAAAUAUUUUUCAUUCAAUUCUUAUAUUCAGAAAAAAUAAUCCUGCAAAACCCAAUUAAUUAUCCAAUAAGCUUCGAUUUUAUACUCAUGAUUGUUACUUCAUGUAAUUUGUCAUUGUAAUGUGUAAAGAGUCUAUCCAACUAUUUGUAAAUAAAUAUUGAAAAUGUUAACAUGAA
This is a messenger RNA of Diachasma alloeum, 1276 nucleotides long. Its product is annotated as cysteine dioxygenase type 1. The coding region runs from base 110 to 787 and encodes 225 amino acids. NCBI's taxonomy places the organism in Eukaryota, Metazoa, Arthropoda, Insecta, Hymenoptera, Braconidae. Gene Ontology annotation, biological process: L-cysteine catabolic process. The record is from RefSeq and is a predicted model, not a curated record. Gene Ontology annotation, molecular function: cysteine dioxygenase activity; ferrous iron binding. The transcript has 4 exons.